GCUUUGCCUGAAGCCCCUAAGACCCCGCUUCCAGCUGAGCCUUCGCAUGAGGCUGCCGCGAUUCCGCCUGAGCCACCUGCAAACCCUCCAGGAGAGACAUAUCUUGAUGACCUUGAUGGUGAGGAGUUGGAGGACACCGUGGGUGAGUCGGGAGAUAUCUACUCGGCGAAGGACCUCAAGAAUAUGAAAGAAGAUGAUAUCAUCCGCUUGGUGCAUGAGGGCAUGAUCCCCAUCCACUUGAUCAACACCAGCAACUGCAGAAAACUCGCUAUGAAAAUGAACAGACGCAUGGAAGCGCAGGAUGCUGUGAACUUUCCCAACUGCCUCAAACUCUUUGAGGGCAGCAAUGAUGACCGCAAAAAGCUCUUGCGGCAGUUCUUGCUGGAUCAUCGCAACCUUGAGAAGAUGGAACACCAGUUCGAUUUGGCAAGAACCAAUGAAAAGGAGCAAAAGGGUGUGGAGGAAUUGCUCACUAUUGAGGGCAUGCGCAAAGCAGGUGUCAGUGAGCAAAAGAUCAAACGAAUUGUGGCGACAAAGAAGCCGGUCUUGGAUGAAGAGUACCCGGACCUGAUGGAAGAAGCGCGCUGGUGGGUGAAUGUGUCUACAACGCGCAGUCAGUCCGACAGGAUCACCACCACUUUGUCGGCGUCUGCUGCUGUGAAGGGAGGUGCAGAUGUUGCCAACCUUCUGUCUUCAGAUCUGCAAGGACCAAAGCAAACAUUGGCGCCCGUGAACGCAGACCAGUUGACCCAAAUGCUGGCCCUGACCAAUGCUCCU
Molecule: messenger RNA, 777 nt
Organism: Durusdinium trenchii
Lineage: Eukaryota; Dinophyceae; Suessiales; Symbiodiniaceae
Source: the annotation of a GenBank genome assembly